AUGCCCGGCGGCGGAAUAGAGGCCAACCUGGAAGGCGCCCAGUCAACCACCUGGACUGGAUAUCUCAACGCCACAUCACAGCCCUUGAACUGGACUCCGAGCAAUGCCGAUGGCAAUGGUAAGCCAUUCGCUGCCCAGAGUAGCAUGACGGCGAUAAGCAGUGCCGGCCCUGAUCCUGCAACAAUCGAUACAUACGGGCACGCUCGAGAUUCCGACCUCAUUUACACAACAAUGGAUGGUGACGAGUCCGCUCAGAACCCCUUGGCCCACCCCACGCCUAACGCAGGGAGCUUCACUAAAGAAACUCUCGCUAGUAGCAAGAUGGAUAUUGAUCAAGUGAGUAUGCCGACCUACCCCAAUUUCAUGGAUUUGUCAGGCGGCGACCUUGAUGUUAUCGACUGGGACCUUCUCAACAAUCAGCUCGACGGUGUCGAUGCGCAGACAAUUGACUGGGACGAGUUUGAAAAAUGCAUGGCCCAGUUUACAAGCCAGGGCCCCAGUAUUACGAAUGGCGAUCUCCAUGCCCCUCAAGGAGCUCCGCAAAGCACUGGCCCUAGCCCCUUGAGCCCUCAGGCUAGUAAUCAGCAACUACUGGUCCCCCAGGCUGACCACGAACAAGCAAACCAGGUACCCACAGAAUACCACCUGCAACCACACUCAGCCCCCGUGCCAGGCGCAACCACAACCGCAACCGCAACUGGGACACCAACGCCAACCCAAAGCGCAAGUGCAGCCCCAGUCCCAGCCGCAACUUCCCCACCUGCAGUCGUGGGAAACGCCCCGCUCGCCGCCACGGAAUGCGACAAAGCACAGCUCACCCAACAGCUCACCGACGCGUGGAAAGAAAUCGAGCGUCUCAGAGCCACAGUCCAGGACCAAGCCGGACGACUGGAGGAGAAUGAACGGCACGGUUCCCAGCUGCAUAAGCAGUACAUUGACAGGCUGGCCGAGUGCAAGAGCGAAUUGCUGGCUAAGGAGGUCGAGGCUGAAGGGGCCAAGUGGCGCUGUCUGGAACAGGAGGCCGAGAUUGUUCGUUACAAGGACAAGUUGGAUUCAUGCCAGGCUGAGCUGUUGUCGUGCAUGAAGAAGAUGCAUGCCCGGAAGACCAAGCCAAUGGACGCGGGCGGCCUUCAGGACCAGUUUGAUGCGUGCAAAAAGGAGUUGAACUCGUGUAAGAAGGAGGCUGAGCUGCUCCGGGUGGAACUGGAGGUUGCGGGGAAUAAGAUUGCGUACAUGGAGAAGCACAUUGCUGAGAUCACUGCGGCGGCUGGUUCUUUCCCGUAA
Molecule: messenger RNA, 1284 nt
Organism: Aspergillus mulundensis
Lineage: Eukaryota; Fungi; Ascomycota; Eurotiomycetes; Eurotiales; Aspergillaceae
Exons: 1
Coding region: 1-1284 (427 amino acids)
Source: RefSeq, a predicted model, not a curated record